Venustampulla echinocandica is the source of this 738-nucleotide messenger RNA. RefSeq names its product putative kinetochore protein spc-25. Gene Ontology annotation, biological process: chromosome segregation. Bases 1 to 738 code for a protein of 245 amino acids. The transcript is spliced from 2 exons. The record is from RefSeq and is a predicted model, not a curated record. NCBI's taxonomy places the organism in Eukaryota, Fungi, Ascomycota, Leotiomycetes, Helotiales, Pleuroascaceae. Gene Ontology annotation, cellular component: Ndc80 complex.
AUGCGCCCUCCACUUACAUCAGCCGACGCGCCUUCUAUGGCAGACUCCCUGCCCAGUAUCAACUUUGGAUUCGAUGAGCUGCGCGACCGUAUGGCCAAAUUCACAGUUAGAUUCGACAACUUCAUAGAGCAGGGCCGGAAGCGAGUGUUGGAAGAAAGAAACCAGUUCCGCAUGAAUGUAGCUGAGUUACAAGAGGAUCAACGGAUGAAGAAAAAAGACAUCGAGAUCCUAUCUUCGAAAACCAGCGCCCAUCAGCAGACCCUAGAAAAAGAAAUGGCGGAGACGAAUGAAAUGCAAGCGGCCAUAGCGUCUCUGAGCAUGCAACGAGAUGCCCACCUAGUGACGAAGGAGAGUCUCAAACAACAAAUUGCAGAGACCCAGAAACAAAUAGAUGCACGGCUUGCUGCACAACGAGCUCAUGCCCAACACCAAGAUUCCCAAUCUCGGUUCAACAUACCCGAACUCGACUUUUGGACUUCGACACUGUGUAUGACCCUCGAGGGGGCAGGGCAAGAUGACAGACUGAAGUUUGUCUUUACCCAUAUUGAUGAUCGCGACUGGACCAGAGAGGCUUUUUUCGAGUUAGACACUUCAAAGAGGGAUUAUGAAAUUCCAUAUUGCAAACCAAAGCUAGAGAAGGAUCAAAUCGAGCGGGUUCUGGAUCAGUUGAACGAGCAUAGGGACUUGCGCGUUUUGCUGAAAGGUAUGCGGGAUCUUUUUAUGGAAGCUAUGAAGUGA